GAUACUCUCACUGUCAGAGUCACAGUGCCAGUACAAUGUUUUGGGGCUUAUCUCCAGCCUUAGACCUCCAAGAACAAUACUUCAAAGAAAAUAAAACCCUCCCCGAGGAACUAAACAUUUUACUCGUAGGAGGUGCCGACAGUCGCCACAUCCUCCAAACACUAGCGCGUCGUUAUAGACACACCACCACAAAACUCAACUUUUUCUUAAUGGAAGAAAGUGUUGAAACGAUCGCCAAACAACUGCUGCUCCUAAAUGUGGCCUUUCAACACCCAUCAGUUAUGGGUCUCGAACAGAAAGUUAAGUUUUUUAUGGAAUUGUACGGAAAUAGUCUUGUGAGGCCCUCUGUAGCAAAAUUCCUUGCAGCUAUGGCGGCCCAAUUAGUUAAAAUGGUGACGGACUAUGAAUACUUGAAACAAGUAAUGCCCUUCGUGACGCUUGAGAUCAAAUAUAAAGAACGUGACUAUUUGGAGAACUUAUUAAAAUUCUGGUGUAGUCGAGACGAAUUUGACAUUUGCGAUUAUUGGGAUAGACGUUUGAGAAAAAAUUUGGGGGUGAGAUAUGACUCGAAAUUGGGGGCUUUUGAUUGGGAUCUUCACAUGAGACUUCACUCAAUUGGGGCAAAACAAUUGUGUAAUCAAGAGUAUCGCAAUUUUCGACUAAAUGGAGUCGCUUUUUCGUGGCUAGAGUCAGAAGUCUCUAAGCCAAACAGAUCAAUGGUAUGUUUGGCGAUACCAAAUGGGGAAAAAUUCGUCCAUUAUGGGUAUUUGGGAGACAUGCAGACCGGACCGUUCAUAUCAUUCGGACUAGAAUGCGAAGAUGAAGUCUAUCUCAAAACUACAAAUGGCCAAAAUUUACACAGAGCCACUGAUGUAACCGAACACAAUCUCUGCCAAAUCUUCCACGAGAUACAAUACGGAGAAAAAUACUCCCACAAAAACACCUCGGAUAAACAGUUAGGACCCGUCGUUAUGCAAGUUGGAGAAAAACGUGUUAUCGAUACAAAAAUGAACGAAACUCAAAACAACGCCAAAAAUAAAUGUAUCGAUUUAGAAAAUGUGAGCAUUAAAUUCGUUUCGUUGUCCCUCCUCAAACUAUUGCUACACAAACAUGAAUACCGCGAAUUGUUCCAAAUAAUUUACUUUGGGUGUUUUUACACCAAUCGUUUAAAUAAAGAUUUAAUAGACCACAUUUUGGCAAAAAAUGGGUUACUUUUGGUGGAAAACCAAAAAUUUGUGGUCACACAUCGUGACAAACAGUUGCAAGAGUUCGGUGAUAACGUCAAAAAGGCCCUGGAAGGUUCUCAAAUUAAAGAAAUCCGUUUUGACCCAUGUAAAGAUAACUUUGCAAAGUUUGUGAAGAUUUAAAGCGUGGUCUUUAACGAUGAUGAUUUUAACUCUGUCAAGUUUCUAAUAUUUUCAAGAGUUAACACAUGAAGGAAGUUAUAAUUGUAUUCAUUGUAAAUAAUAAAAAACCAUAU
Messenger RNA from Tribolium madens (black flour beetle), 1480 nucleotides. It is a transcript of the gene Dnaaf3, whose product is annotated as dynein axonemal assembly factor 3 homolog. Lineage: Eukaryota; Metazoa; Arthropoda; Insecta; Coleoptera; Tenebrionidae. The coding region runs from base 36 to 1367 and encodes 443 amino acids. The record is from RefSeq and is a predicted model, not a curated record. Gene Ontology annotation, biological process: motile cilium assembly; axonemal dynein complex assembly. The transcript has 2 exons.